Cherax quadricarinatus is the source of this 7981-nucleotide messenger RNA. The record is from RefSeq and is a predicted model, not a curated record. Lineage: Eukaryota; Metazoa; Arthropoda; Malacostraca; Decapoda; Parastacidae.
GUGUGCAGCAAUAUUCCAGCCUAGAUAGAACAAGUGACCUGAAGAGUGUCAUCAUGGGCUUGGCCUCCCUAGUUUUGAAGGUUCUCAUUAUCCAUCCUGUCAUUUUUCUAGCAGAUGCGAUUGAUACAAUGUUAUGGUCCUUGAAGGUGAGAUCCUCCGACAUGAUCACUCCCAGGUCUUUGACGUUGGUGUUUCGCUCUAUUUUGUGGCCAGAAUUUGUUUUGUACUCUGAUGAAGAUUUAAUUUCCUCAUGUUUACCAUAUCUGAGUAAUUGAAAUUUCUCAUCGUUGAACUUCAUAUUGUUUUCUGCAGCCCACUGAAAGAUUUGGUUGAUGUCCGCCUUGAGCUUUGCACCAACAACAAUAACACCAACAACAGUAAUAGCAACAACAAUAACACCAACAACAGUAAUAGCAACACCAACAACAAUAACACCUACAACAGUAAUAGCAACACCAACAACAAUAUCAGCAGCAGUAGCAACAACAAUAACACCAACAACAGUAAUAGCAACAACAAUAACACCAACAACAGUAAUAACACCAACAACAGUAAGCGACCAAUAGGUGUUCCUGCAGCUCCUGCUGUUAUAUAUGCGUCAAUUAGAUGAACAUUUACCCCACAAGUGACAACAACGUUCCAUUAAUAAUAAUCAUGGAGGAAAGGAACAGAAAAUAACACUACACGAGAGGAAUUUGCUGGAGGAUCCCACAGUGAGUUAAAUAAUUGAGAAGUAACCACAGCAGCAGCUAAUGUAAUCAAAAUAACUACAGAUCAUUAACUACAUGUACACGAGUACAUUACAUUCAGAAUGCAUAGUGGAGUUUUAAAAUGGCAAACUUUGCAAAACAACCUAGAUUACAAGUCCACCUGGAUUACCUGCAACAUCUUGGAUUAGAUUGCUGCUGAUCUCUUAUAAAGAUUUCAGCCAGCAACUCAGAAAUCGGCCGUAUUGGACGUGUCUGCCCGCCACUCUGCUGCGUUUGUGAGUCAGUCUACCUGUGUCUCUGGAUUUGAUGGAGCAGCUUACGUCCAAUAGACAAGUUAAAAAUCUUCCAUUUGUAAUACAAAGAAACAUUUCCUGAACAGUGGUAACUUUGAAAUGUUUUUGUUAAUAGAUGAGUGAUCAAGGACUCUUUGGGAUAGAGGUGAAAUGAGAACUGAUGUAAACUCUUUACAUUUUGGGAUAAGUUUAAAAGAGCAAAGGCUUAGUCAGGCAGAUACACCAUACUGUAUUAGCAAACACCUUGCAAUGCUGUAGUGCAGAAACAUUAUUAGUUUGUGUAAAAAUACUGUAAAAGAAAUCUUUAAUUACUUGAUCAGUUGCCCCAAAUGAAUCUUGAACUAUAGCCAAAUUUUACCCCUCAGAACACAUGGUGAGCCAUACAGAGGACAAACCAUCCCAAAAAAAUAUGGCUAAGAGAGCAAAAAAAAAACUGAACUGUAGUGACUGCAAUGAAGUUUUCAGCAAAAAGAGAGAUCUUCUACAACAUAGAAGAGAGGAACAUAUUAAACCCAAAAAAAAUGUUUGUACUCUAUGUAAAAAAAUAUUUGAAUCAGAAAAGCAGCUUAAGAUGCACUCUCAUUUCCAUAAUGUAGGAGGGCAAUAUGAAUGUUUUUAUUGUUACAAACAGUUCAAUAAGGCUUGGAAAAUGAAAAUUCAUUUGGUCAGUCACAGUGGUCGUCCAUCAUUCAUAUGUCAGUUUUGUGGUGAUGAUUUUCUAUAUCCUGGAAAAAUAGUAAAUCAUUUAAAACGAAUUCAUGAUAUCUGGAGUCCGUGUAAGGAAUGUGGUGAUGCUAUGAUUGAACGGGGCCCCCAUAAGUGUAAAAUAUAUGGAUGUAAGGACUGCUCACUGUCGUUUGCAAGCUGUAGUGAGCUGGCUGCACAUGUACAAAGUCAUAUUCAUAGUGAUAAGCAACCAAUGGCUGUUUUGUCUGGAGUAUCCAUUACAUUGCCACUUACAGAUAAUUCACAGUUAGACAAAAUGAAAGAUUUGGAGUCUGCUAGUUCUGAUAGGAAAGUAGUUAAAUUUUACGAUUUUGGUUCAUUUGAAUACCCUUUGAGAUUAACAAAGAAAAAGAGUUGUGAUGAAAAUAAUUCUCAUGAAUUAAAUGCCAUCAGAAACACUCAUGAAUCAGUAGCCAACAAGAACACUCAUGAAUCAGAUGCCACCAAGAACACUCAUGGAUCAGAUGUCAACAAAGACACUCAUGAAUUAGACACCAACAAAAACACUUGUGAAACAGAUGCCAACAAAAGUGGUGAAAACAAUACAUCAGAAGAUCUUGCAAUGGAUGAGACUUCUUUAUGCAAUAGCUCUGAUGAAAAUGAAAUUAAAAAUGUAACUGACGAUGUGAUUGUCAUAAGAGAGUGCAAGAUACCAUUAAGAGAGAACUCGCCUCCAGUCAUUACUGUACAAGACAGUGGCAAAGAGAUCAAUUUAUCUACUACUUUUUCAUCAGUUGUAUUGAAAUCAAAAAGUAAGAGUGUGUGGGAUAACUUUAAAGUUCCAGAAAUGACUGUAAACAAAUGGAAGAAGUAUGAAAAUCCUAUUAAAAAGUCUUUGUGGAUGAGGCAAGAAGAAAUAGAUAAGUCAUUGAGGAAAAGAAAAGAAUUGUUAAAUGAAUUCCAGUUACGUGUUGAUAAUGAUGUAAAGUUCUCACCAAGAAAUCAAGUCUUUGAAUCCUGGUUGACAAAUGAUAAUUUUACAAGUCCUGAUCGUGAUUUCGUGUUUGGCUUUGAGGCAAAUGUAAGUGUAAAUGAUCGUCAGAAAGACUACCAAUAUCAUUAUUUUAAUAAUAAAAUUCUUAAGAAAGAAAAAUUUGAUAUGACAUUUGAGGACCUCUGUCUGUUUUAAUGAAAUUAAAUGCAAUUGUGGCAACAUUUGUAUAUAUCUUGAAGUAAUGCAACUAUAGUAAUUGCAUGCAAAUUACAGUUAAAUAUAUCAGAAUAUGCAUGCAUGCUUUGCUUAGAAUGGUGAAGUAUUUAAGCAUAUGUAACAAAUUCUUAUUAACUUGGUCACUUUUCUGAAAGUGAUAAGACAAAUGAUUUUUGUGUAAUAUCAGUUUUUUUCUAUUGAAAGUUACAACAGCAAAGCCAUGCCUGUGGUGUCCCAUCAUUAGUGUUAAUUUGUCAUAAUUUUGUAAAAAUUAUUACCUCCUGUUUGAUGUCAUUCCAGCAGUCUAUUACUAUAUAGGAAUACAGCAGUACUAUCAAGUAUCCUUUUACCACUGUUUUACAUUAUUAAUUUAUAGUUGGGGUCUCUUGUUCUCCCUGUUAUGGUUUCAAUAUGUUUUUUCUCUAUUUUAUCUUUCUGUCUUGUGCAGUAUGCAGUUAUUAUGAUUCCAUAUUUUCUCCUGUUAACCAUCAAGAAUAUUCUUUAGUGAUUCAAUCUUUUAUCAUAGCUUAUAUUUCUCAACUCAGUUACUGAUCUUAUAGUACUGCUUCAUAUUUUGGUUUUGGGCAGACGUAAACUAAACAAUAUACAGGAGUCCUUGCAUAUACAACACCUUCUUUUUGGUGUUUCAUGUUUUCGUUGGCUUUCAAAUUGAAUCAUUGUUCAUUAUGUUCCAUCCAUUGGUUGUGUUCACCGGCGGGUGGAACAGUGGCUCAGUUGAAAGCCAACAGAAAUGUGGAACACUGAAAAUAGUUGCUGCAUAUGCAGGGCCCUCGUGUACAUCACUUACCUUUCACCAUGCAUUUAUCUGUAGAUUAUACAUAUAUAGAAGUUUAACAGUGUAACAUGCGGGUAUCAGUCUACAGACAAGUUUUAUCUAACAGUGUGGGUUAAUGACUUAUUAUAAAUAUGUCAUCGUUCUAUGCAAAACUUUUUUUGGUCAAAAAAAUGUUAAUGCUGUAACUUGCACAAUAUAUGCACUGUACAGUAUAAUACUCUUAAAGAUGUAUGGUCCAGCAAUACUUUUCUAGAAUAGAUUAGAAUAAUGCACGUCAGUGCGAUAUGAUUUUUUUUUUUUUUUUUGAGGGUACGUGUAACUAUGUUUAUGUACAAUAUGCAUUAUUAUUAUAUUCGUGAGGGGAAGUGCUCAUUCCACUCGGGGGAAUAAAAGGCGUUCAGGCUCAAUUCAAGGAAUUGAAGCACAGGUCUAAUUUUGUAGAUCAAAAAGCCCUCACCAGUAUCAAAGAACUGUCCUUGAGGGGUGGACAAUAUACGGUAUAGAGGUGUGAAAAUUUUUGUCUUCAGGUAAAAGAGACAACUUAUAACAGGGAUAUAAUUUAAUGGAGAUUUGUCUGUACUGCAUUUGUAUGAUCUGUUGAUAAUCUUUAAUUUGCUUGCUUCUAGAUCCCUCUGUUCUAUGCUUUUAACCCUUUGACUGUUUCGGUCGUAUAUACUAUAUGUCUUACGAGCCAGUGUUCUUGACAUACAGUGGACCCCCGGUAUACGAUAUUAAACCGUUCCUGAGAGCUCAUCGUAUGCCAGAAUUAUCGGAAGGCGAAUUAAUUUUCCCCAUAAGAAAUAAUGGAAAUCAAAUUAAUCCGUGCAAGACACCCAAAAGUACUAUGAAAAAAAAAGUUUUACCACAUGAAAUAUUAAGUUUAAUGCACACAAACUGAAGAAGACAUGCACAGUUAGUAGCACUCUACUAACAAUAGAAUACAUGACACUUACCUUUAAUGAAGAUCUGGUGAUGAUUGAUGGGAUGGGAGGAGGGGAGAGUGUCAAAGUUGUUAAUGUUUAGAAGGGGAAUCUCUUUCCAUUAGGACUUGAGGUAGCAAGUCCUUUUCCGGGGUUACUUCCCUUCUUUUAAUGCCACUAGGACCAGCUUGAGAGUCACUGGACCCCUGUCGCACAACAAAUCUGUCCAUAGAGCUCUGUACCUCCCGUUCCUUUAAGAUUUGUCUAAAAUGGGCCACAACAUUGUCAUUGCAAUAGUCACCAGCAUGGCUUGCAAUAGCUGUGUUAGGGUGAUUUUCAUCCAUAAAGAUUUGCAGUUCAACCCACUUUGCACACAUUUCCUUAAUUUUUGAAGUAGGCACAAUGGAUUCCACAACUGGCAUAGGCUUCUCAGGGUUUGCCCCAAACCCUUCAAAAUCUUUCUUAAUUUCCAUACUAAUUCUCACCCUUUUUACCACAGGGUUGGCACUAGAAGCUUUCUUGGGGCCCAUGGUGACUUAUUUUGCAUUAACAAGCACCAAAAACACUGUGAUAAUAUGGAAUGUACCGAAUGUAUGCUUAGAUGCGAGCACACUGGCUGGCUUGUAAACACUGGCACUCACGUGGACGCGUCCCGGACGAAUUGCGCAUGGCGGGUUUUUUAACGAGUGGCGAGGCAAAAUUUUUGCGUUAAAAUGUAUCGAAUACCGGAUUUAACGUAUACCGAUGCCAUCGAAUGCCAGGGGUCCACUGUAUUUAUACUCCAAAAUUCUAGCGGUUUCAGAUCAAACGGGAGAAAGCUGGUAGGCCCACAUGUGAGAGAAUGGGUCUGUGUGGUCAGUGUGCGCAGUAUAAAAAAAUCUGCAGCACGCACUGCUUAAUGAGAAAAAAACUCCGACCGUGUUUUUGGAUUAAAACGCUGACUUUGAGGUGUAUUUUCAUAUAGUAUUUAUGGUUGUAUUCUAGUUUUCUUGGUCUCAUGUGAUAGAAUGGAGGACAUAUUACAGAAAUAGAGAUGAUUUUGAUUGGUUUCAUGUUGAAAAGGACCUGAAAUUGAGCGCAAAGUAACAGAAAUGUUCAAUUUUUGCCGAUGUUCAAGAGUAAACAGAUGACACCAUUGUCCAAUAAGUGCCAUUCUAAUAUGCAGUCACGAAUAGGUUCACAUUAUUUAUACAAUUAUUACAAUAAUGCAGUAGUGUGCAUAACAGUAAAUCUUUUUUUUUGUGUGUGAAUAAAAAUUCAAAAUAGAAAGCAAGAGUAAUAUAAAAGGGGGGCCUGGAGGCAUGACUGAUGAACAGAGAAAAUGUUAUUUUAGUGCCAGGAUUGUCUGCAUUAUCCAUUCUGGACCCUGUUUUAAAAUUGGUAUCUUUUUUAAUUUGUGUGAAAUUAGCCAAAUUGCCAAUUAGUAGUUGAAACUGGUAAAUGGGUGGUUUCUUGUACUCAGUCGAUAGAACAAAUGGAGUUCUAAAGAAAUAGCUAUGAGUUUGGUUGACUGGAACAAUGGAAUUGGCCGAAAGUAGGGCUCAAAUUGGGCUAAAUCGCCGAUGCGUGAAUAUCACCGAGAUUGUUAACUUUGCGAGAGCUUAAUUCCAUGGGUUUUCAGUCAAAUUUCGUUCUUUUGGUGUCAUUACCAUCAGGAAAAGAUUCUCUUAUCAUUUCAUAAGAAAUUUUUUUUUUUUUUUUUUAAAUUCUUCAACACUGAGAGCAAGUUUGUGAGCAAGAGUCUCGACAGUCAAAGGGUUGAACUUUAUUGCACAAUCUUUACUCUUAAAUGUGGCUUGUAUGUAUUUGCUGUUUCACAUGCCCAUAUCUAAAAUGUUUGGUUAGUUCCUUAGCUACUGGUAACUUCAUUUGUAUUUAAAUUUUUCCCCAUUGCUUCAUCAAACUGGUAUGGCUAUCUUGCAUCUUUUUUUUUAUUGUAGAUCAAAGUACAUGCAUGUUCUGAUUAUGUAAUUUCUGCUACAUUUACACUAAUUUUUUGCCAACUCCUGGUUUAUCAUCUCCCUAUUUAUGGCAUAAAAUUUCUGUUUUCUCUGAAUCUUCUCAGUAAUUUUUCAUUUUCAAUUAUUUCUUCGAAUUUACAUGUGUAUCUCUAUUUAGGUUAUCAGUAAUCUUUCUAACUUCAUUGCUGUACAGUCUUGUACUUUUAAGUUUUGCCUCUUAAAUAACCUAUUUUUGUAUCCUUGUUGCUGAAACAGUGAUACUUUUACCAUCCAGGCUGUCUCCGCCUGUCUUCCGUCACAUUCCUGAUGCCAUAUCAACAUUGGAUUUAGUGCUCUCUGUUGUAUUUUUCCUAAAUUUUUAACUUUUAUAGCUCUUGGGACACCACUCACGCAUUACUUUGAUGUUUCCCUAUUAGUUUGGUAAGAAAAUGUUAUGGCUUCUGUAAAAGGAUAUUUUCAAAUUGUUUGGAUAGAAAAAUGAGUGUGUGUGCACAUUCAUGCAUGCAUGUGCAGGUGUGUAUAUGUGAACAUAUGUACAUGCGCUUGUGUGUGUGUGUGCAUCCAUGCAUGCAUGCAUAUGUACUCACCUUUAUGUAGUUUCAGGGGUCGAGUCUCAGCUCCUGGCCCUGUGUGCACGUAUUGUAUGUGUAUGCACGUGUAUGUGUGCAUGCGUGUGUUGUAUGUGUGUAUAUAUAUAAAGAAAUGUGUAUUGUAUAUAAAAUUAAUGAAUGAAUGAUAGUGAAUGUGUUCUUUUACCUCUAGCAGCCAUCCUCUGCCAAGGCAGAGUGACAUAAAGAAGAAAACACAUUCCCCAUCAUUCAUUUAAUUUGUCUUGACCAGAAAUAUGCAGACAUUACAAAUCAGAUGACCCUCUGACUGCAACAUCCCCACUCAUCUUUGGAGUUCAGGGACUGUCAUUUUUAUCUCCAGGACUUGACUCCAGCUUCAUAAAAGUUACCUUAUUCACACACCUUAUUCACGCAUAUCCAUUAACAACCUCUUCUAUCUGACAUGGUCACACAAGCCUGCUGGAUGCUCAACCACCUAAAACUCAAAGCCUUUUACUUCCUCCAAUUGUUCCUAUGUUCCACCCCAGAUUUAUACAUCUUCAUUAUCUCAUCCAUUGCCCAUUAUCUUUAUGCUCUAAUCAUCUCAACAACCCCUGACCCCUUUGAAUUAUACCCUUGGUCACCCCAAGGGUAUUAUAAUUCUUAGCAUGAUAUUCACCCCACACAUUGCUCUCAAGCAUGACAUCUCUGUUGCUUCUAGCUGCCUCCUCCCAGAAACAUUCAAAACCCAUGCCUCACAUCCAUAUGAAAUUGUUGGUACCACUAUGGUAUAUGUAUUCCUCUAUUUUUUGGCUAGUCGCAGUAUUGUUAUAAAUACAUAUAUACACAUACAUAUAUACAUAGGUACAUAAAUGCA